Paramecium sonneborni is the source of this 307-nucleotide messenger RNA. The record is from the annotation of a GenBank genome assembly. Lineage: Eukaryota; Ciliophora; Oligohymenophorea; Peniculida; Parameciidae.
AUGGACACUAAACUUCACGAAAUAUUUGAAAAAUUAUUACAAUUCAAUCAAACUGAUCAAUUAUAAACACAAUAAGCUUAACUUGAAGCAUUGUUAAAUUAAAUCAAAGAUGGUAAUUCUUUUUAUUCAUUUAGAAAUGUAAAUACUAACCCAAGACACUCAUUUUGGUAAAGAUCAACACUAUCUACAAUAAUUUCAAAGAAUAGCAGAUGCUAAAAGACGAUUAGAUUUAGUCAAUGCCAAGAUGCUUAAAAUCUAAUCAAGAGUUGAUCUUAUUGAGAAAAGGUUCAUUAAAUUAUCAUAGUGA